Parathielavia appendiculata is the source of this 777-nucleotide messenger RNA. Its product is annotated as DnaJ-domain-containing protein. The transcript is spliced from 4 exons. Bases 1 to 777 code for a protein of 258 amino acids. NCBI's taxonomy places the organism in Eukaryota, Fungi, Ascomycota, Sordariomycetes, Sordariales, Chaetomiaceae. The record is from RefSeq and is a predicted model, not a curated record.
AUGGCCUCGGAACCAGGCCGUCCGCCCAAUUACUACGCGAUCCUCGAAGUCCCAGAAACCGCCUCUACCACCCAAAUCCGCGAUGCCUACAAACGGGCCGCCUUAAAAACCCACCCCGACCGCGUCCCGACAGACCACCCGGACCGCGCCUCGCGCACCCGCAAGUUCCAGCUCGUCAACGACGCCUACUAUACCCUGUCCGACCCUACCCGCCGGCGUGACUACGACGCCCAGCGCAACUUGUACUCCCGCACUAGUGGCGGCGGUGGAACAUCGCAGCAGAUGCCAGGCGGCUUCGGCGGCUUCCCCAGCGGAGGCGACCCUUUUGCCGAGGCGGAAGCGGGAGCGGGGACCGGUGGGAGGACGGGAGCGGGUGGUGGGAUCCCCUUCUCGUGGGCGUGGAACUUCUUCACCGGUGGCGGGCAGGAGCAGCACCAGCAGGGUCAAGAGCGGGAGCGGACUGAGAACGAGCAGUUUGCGGAUGUAUUUGAAGAGAUGUUGCGCGAGGAGGGGAUGGCGGACCAGGGGCCCGGAGCGAGACCGACGGGUAAAUUCUGGAGCGUGGUUGGUGGGUUGAGCGGCGGGGCGUUGGGGUUCAUUGUGGCCAACGUGCCUGGGUUGGUUGCGGGCGCCGUGGCGGGGAAUCGGCUGGGUGCAGUGCGGGAUGCGAAGGGGAAGAGUGUCUAUGCGGUUUUCCAGGAAUUGCCGCAGGCUGACCGGGCGAGGUUGCUUAGCCAAUUGGCCGCGAAGGUCUUGAGCCAGGCUGUCGGGGUGUGA